Molecule: messenger RNA, 1748 nt
Organism: Echinops telfairi (small Madagascar hedgehog)
Lineage: Eukaryota; Metazoa; Chordata; Mammalia; Afrosoricida; Tenrecidae
Gene: GIPC1
Product: GIPC PDZ domain containing family member 1
Exons: 7
Coding region: 136-1137 (333 amino acids)
Molecular function (GO): protein binding
Source: RefSeq, a predicted model, not a curated record
AGGAAGCGGAGACGCUGGGAAGUGAAGUGAUUUGCUCGAGAUAACUGGUAAAUGCAGACUUCAGAUUCUACUCCAAGGCACGCUACCGUUCUGACCUGAAAGUUCUCCGGAGCCCGCGCCCUCUGCUCGCCGCUCAUGCCACUGGGACUCGGGCGGCGGAAAAAGGCACCGCCUCUGGUGGAAAAUGAGGAGGCCGAGCCGGGCCGGGGCGGGCUGGGCGUGGGCGAGCCAGGGCUCCUGGGCGGGUCUGGGGUAGGGGGCCCCCAGAUGGGCCUGCCGCCCCCUCCCCCAGCCCUGCGGCCCCGCCUCGUUUUCCACACCCAGCUGGCCCACGGCAGCCCCACCGGCCGCAUCGAGGGCUUCACCAACGUCAAGGAGCUGUACGGCAAGAUCGCGGAGGCCUUCCGACUGCCAGCGGCCGAGGUGAUGUUCUGCACCCUCAACACCCACAAAGUGGACAUGGACAAGCUGCUGGGGGGACAGAUCGGGCUGGAGGACUUCAUCUUCGCCCACGUCAAGGGGCAACGCAAGGAAGUGGAAGUGUUCAAGUCGGAGGAGGCUCUCGGGCUCACUAUCACAGACAACGGGGCUGGCUACCACCUACCUCAGCGUAUCAAGGAAGGCAGUGUGAUCGACCACAUGCAGCUCAUCAGUGUGGGCGACAUGAUUGAGGCCAUCAACGGGCAAAGCUUGUUAGGCUGCCGGCACUACGAGGUGGCCCGGCUGCUCAAAGAGCUGCCCCGAGGCCGAACCUUCACGCUGAAGCUCACAGAGCCCCGCAAGGCUUUUGACAUGAUCAGCCAGCGUUCAGGGGGUGGCCGCCCUGGCUCUGGCCCAUCAGUAGGCACUGGCCGAGGGACCCUGCGGCUUCGAUCCCGGGGCCCAGCCACCGUGGAGGAUUUGCCCUCGGCCUUUGAGGAGAAGGCGAUUGAGAAAGUGGACGACCUGCUGGAGAGUUACAUGGGCAUCAGGGACACAGAACUGGCGGCCACCAUGGUGGAGUUAGGCAAGGACAAAAAGAACCCGGAUGAACUGGCCGAAGCCCUGGACGAGCGGCUUGGUGACUUCGCCUUCCCUGACGAGUUCGUCUUUGAUGUCUGGGGUGCCAUCGGGGACGCCAAGGUUGGCCGCUACUAGGCCAUCAUGCCCUGGACCUUGCAAUGACGUGGGCUUGGCCUGGGGACCUCAAGAGGGGCCACCGGGCCCCGGGCCCUACCCAGAGGGUGGUGUGGAAUAGAGGUGUACCUGCCCCACAUCAAUCGGUACCACUCCCUCCUCGUUCCCCAGUAUAGCCGGGGUCCCCAGGCCCUCCACCCUGCCCCCCACCUACCUCAGCCCGGUUAGGCGCUGCAGGAAGGGAUCUGCCAAAUUGAGCGGCUGUCCCCGCCCACAACUUUCCACAUCAGCUGCCAAACUGGCCCCUCUGUCUCCCUGGGGCCUUGGGUUCUGUUUGGGGCCGCGACCUCCUCAGUUGCCUGACGCAGGGAAUGUAGAAGGGGGGCACCACCACCACCCCCUCAGCAGAUGCAAUAAUAUCCUCCCUUCUGCUACCACCACCCCCCCAAAGGAGCCCCUCACCCUGAAGUCUGUUACCUCUGAAUUUGAAUGAGUCUGCUGUGAACCCCACCCUCCCCUGCCUCUCCCCACCACCUAGCCUGGACCUGCCUGGAAGGGGGGACUGGGCGAGGGCGAUGGGCUUUUGUAUCGGACUUUACGGUCGGACCAUAAAGAAUCUAUCUGCUGUUGGA